GAGAGUGAGCGAGAGAGAGAGAGAGAAGUGAGAGAGAUGAUGAUGAUGGCGGAGGAAGACCAACGCUGAACGCGGCUUUAUGUCAUUGCGUUCACACGCCAGAAUACAAAUAUUAAUCUAUACACAGAUAUAGUCAAUUGAUCCAGACAUGGGUAACGAGGCGAGUAUGGAGGGCGGUGAAGGAGGGCCCGUGGUUUCAGCACCGCCGGGCUCUGGACAGCUCCUGAAGCCCGUCAAUGGCGCAGCGGCCGGGGCGGGAAAAGCCCUCGAGCCCACCGCAGCCAUGAACAGGUUGGCUGGAGGGGGAGGGCCUCCAUCAAGCCCUAUGCACGGAAGCGGAAACCCAUACACGAAGGUCGUCCAUGAUGGUCCCAGACAGUUCCAGACUUCUUUGAUACAUCAGUCUCAAAUUCAAGCUUCAUCAGGGAGUGUGGGAACCAAUCAAAGCCCCGGACAACAUGCCUCCAGACGCAACCUUCAGGUUGACUUCAGCAGUAGUGCUGGACGAAUGGGCCGCUCGCCAACUGUGUCUCCUGAUCGAGCUAGUGCGCCAACUUCACCCUACUCAGUACCUCAGAUAGCACCUAUGCCCAGCAGUAAACUGUGUCCAGUCUGCAACACUGCAGAGCUUGCGAGUGUCCACGGCUCUCCAAACUUCAACAAGUGUACUCAGUGUCACACUACAGUGUGCAAUCAGUGCGGGUUCAACCCCAACCCACACCUCACUGGAGUCAAGGAGUGGCUCUGUCUAAACUGCCAGAUGCAGAGAGCUUUGGGAAUUGACAUGACUACACCACGAUCCAAAAGUCAACAGCAGAUACAUUCCCCCUCUCAUCAACUGAAGCCUGACCCCAUACCCAAGACCCAUCUGUCAGCUCAACCUGCACCACAGCUACAAUCCCAAACGCAGACACAGCUGAAAAUUCAGCCCCAGACUCAGACUCAGGCCUCCUCUGGGAUCCAGAGACAGAUUGGUCCCACUGGACCUCACCAGACUGGACUUCAUAGUCAUCAGGCACAGAAAGAAGCGGUACAAGCGGGUCUCCAGUCAGGGCCCAAGGAUCCCCAGAGGCAGCGCGGGGAGGCAUUUGGACCAAAAAAUCCAGAAAGUGGGGUCCAAAUGGGAAAACCUCCUCAUCCAGGAGCAGUGCCUUUACCUGGCUUAGUUAAGGCUCAGUCACAGUCAGACCUGGGGUGGGGAUCCCCUUUGCGCUACGGAGGUCAACCUGAAAGGACCCGAAGUGCCGGAAGCUCUCCAGCCCGCCAGCCACCGUCCCAAGAAGCUCCUCCUCAGGAUGGCCUAACUAAGCUCUUUGGUUUUGGGGCAUCUCUCCUAAACCAGGCAAGCACGCUGAUUUCUGUUGAUCCUCUCUCUGGACCCUCGCAACAGCCCUCACCUGUCCGCAACCAGAGCACUCAGGGCUCCAGGGUGAUCUUUAGCGAUGCUAAUGCUGGAGCCAGAGCGGGGCCCCCUGGCACUACCAAAACAGGCCCAGGAGGUGUUGUGCUACCUAAAGGUCCUGAGUCCGCUCUGCAGCAACAGUCACCAGUGCACCAUCAAAAAGGGCCAAAACAACAGCAGUCACCAACACACCCUCAAACGGCAGCAUCACAACAGCAGCCGUCACCUCUGAUGCAGCCCCAGCCAGAUAGACAGAAGCCAGACAUCACCUGUCCUCUGUGCAAAACUGCAUUUAAUGUCGGGACAACAGAACUGCCCAACUACAGGUCUUGCACCCAGUGUCAUACACAGGUGUGCAAUCUUUGUGGUUUUAACCCCACGCCUCAUCUGCUGGAGAAGAAAGAAUGGCUCUGCCUGAACUGUCAGACUCAGAGACUGAUGUCUGGUGGGCUUGACCCUCUUCCCGUUCCGCAUUCAUCUCCCAACCGCCAACCAGUGGGCUCACCCACACACCAGCAACUCUCCAGUCAGCAACAGCAAGGGCCUAAAGCAAUGACGCCACAGCAGAAACCUCCAGUUUCUCAACAGAGUGGUCCCACAGCCCCCAUGGCUAAACCAGGAACGGAUAUAAAAACUUCACAGCUUACUCCAGCUACAGCAACUCAUACUUCCAUCACGACUAUAUUUAUUGGUGAAGAUCAGAGGAAGGAAACUGCACCCAAACUGGAGAAAGAGUCUGACUUUCACAGUAAACCAAGUGAGAGGAAAAAAAUGACAGAGCCAAUUCACACUCCUGUUAAAGAUGACAAAAAAGAGUUACAAAGAUCCAAAUACUAUGAGGAAACCAGCAAGACAAACAGCACCAAUGAUUUAUCACGGAGCCCGCAGAGUUUGAGUGAUACGGGUUAUUCCUCUGAUGGAAUCUCCAGUUCACAAAGUGAGAUCACUGGUGUUAUCCAAGAGGAGGAGCUGAAGCUGAAUGAAAGAGGUGUCACUGGGCACCAUACUCCACCAAGCCCAUCUGAGUUCCUUAAGCUGGAGAGCUCAAUGCGACCCCUUCUAGAGUCCAAAUUGUCAUCUGAAGGUGAAAGGACAAAGGACAACAAGCGAGAAAAGGAUCAUAUCAGAAAGCAUCGCUCUCGCUCAAUAUCAAUUAGUCCAGAGGAAUACGACUCUGAUGAGGACCUUGAAGGCAUUAUGGAGGAGGAAGAAGAGCCAACUGACUGGGAAACCAAGCGAGAACUUAGAUCAAUUUCUGCUUUAGGGGGUAACAGUGGCCACAAGAAAAGAAGCUUAGAAUCAGAAGAGAUGACUGAUGAGGAAUUCAUGAGGAGGCAAAUAAUGGAGAUGAGUGCAGAUGAAGAGAAUGAGGAUGAGCUCGAAGAAGAGGAAGACAACGAUGAUGAAGGCUAUAGCUACAAAAAGCCAAAAAAGACACAAAAGCACAUCAGUGACUCAGGAAAAGAGAAGCACCGUCUCACGUAUAACUCUAGUAGCUUCGAAGAGGACAGCAAAACUACAAGUGAUGUAUACAAAGGAUCUGCUGAAGAGGACCACAUGGCCUCUCAAGGAGGCUUACGCAGAUUCAAAACCAUAGAACUCAACAACUCCAACAGCUAUAGUCGAGACAUAGAAUUAAACAAUGACAAUGACCUAAGUCUGGACAGAGAGCCUGAGCUAGAAAUGGAAAGCCUCACUGGCUCUCCAGAAGAGCGUUCUAGAGGGGAAUAUUCCUCCACCCUUCCACCAACCACCUCUAGCUACAGCUCAGGGAUAUCCCCUACUUCCAUAUCCUCAAUGGAAGAUGACAGCGACAGUAGUCCAAGUCGCAGACAGCGGCUGGAGGAGGCAAAGCAGCAGAGGAAGGCCAGGCAUCGCUCCCAUGGACCACUCCUGCCCACCAUUGAGGAUUCUUCCGAGGAAGAUGAACUGAGGGAGGAAGAAGAACUCCUGAGAGAGCAGGAAAAGAUGAGAGAAGUCGAGCAGCAUAGAAUAAGAAGCACCGCGCGCAAAACAAAGCGUGACAAAGAGGAGCUCAGAGCACAAAGGCGCAGAGAGCGUUCCAAAACACCACCCAGCAAUCUCUCCCCCAUUGAGGACGCUUCUCCGACAGAGGAGCUGAGACAGGCAGCUGAGAUGGAAGAACUUCACCGGUCCUCCUGCUCAGAAUACUCUCCUUCAGCUGAUUCAGAUGGUGAGGGCUAUGAAAUGCCAUCGAAGCUAUAUAAAUCUGGCAGCGAGUACAACCUACCAACAUUUAUGUCACUUUACUCACCUACUGAAAAACCACAGACCACUUCUUCAUCAGCCACUAUAACCACUACUUCUAGUGGCAAACAAUUAAAAAGCGCAGAAGAAGUAUACGAAGAAAUGAUGAGGAAAGCUGAGAUGUUGCAGAAACAGCAGAAGCAGCAACAGCAGCAGUCGUGCUCAGGCCAGCAGUACAGCACAAGCUCCUAUCAAGAGUCUGACAUUAGAAACAGACAGGAAUAUGAGGACGAAUAUGAUUAUGCUGAUCAGGACGAUAUCGCUUAUGAGAACGAGGAUGCAGUGGACAUCUAUGAAGAGAUACGCCAAACUUCACAGAACAUUUCAAAGCAGCUUGAUGACCAUAGAAUAGAAAUGGAUGACUCCUACUCAGAAAAGCAAUUGCUGGAUACAGGCUCAGCCUUUGCCAAGUUGCUGGAACAAAGCAAUGCUUUAUUGACUCCUGGCACAAGCCCCACCCAGCUCUCAGCACCAGUAUCAUUUUCUGAAACAGGGACUGGCGGACGCAUACCUGAUGUCAGAGUAACUCAACAUUUCUCUAAAGAUAUGAACAAAGACAGACUUCGAAAUCAAGCCGGUAAAAAUGGCAUUACACCAAGAGUUGCUGCCACCACUAUUGCUGCUUAUGGAGUGUAUGCCAGGGAUGCAGUCACCGUCUCUCACACUAGUGCCAGUCAAACAGUGUCCACGACCCAACCUAAUUUAUACGGUCGCCAAACAGGAAACACUACCAUGACAACCAGUAGCGUUUCAAAUGUGUCUCACAAAAUAGCUGCAAUCACUCAGGCUUACAAUCAAAACGCUGUAAGAAAAGUUGCAAUCAGCAAAGGAGUACAAAUGAGAGACAGUUCAACAUCCUCAGAAUCAGGCACAGCUUCCAUUAGAGGUUAUAUGUAUCAUGAAAGGAGUCCGCCUCUUUCUCCCACUUCCUCUCCUAUACAAAGUCCAUCACAAUCCCCCUCUAAGAGAACAUCUGAGUUUUCAACUCAAACUGUUAGUCCUUCAAUGUUAGCUUCCGCUGGAAAUGCUUAUCAUACCUCUCCAGUUAUGACACAAAGCACUCAGACUUCUCAAAGAAAUGCCUUACCGUGCCUCUUUCAGAAAUCCUCUCAAAAUAGCACUUUUGUCAUGAAAACAGAAGAGUUUGAGCCGACUAGCUCACAAAAGCCUGUUAGAGUUAACACAGCUACAUCUCCUUUGUCGUCACCGACCAAGUUUAGCCGCCAAUCAACAUUUGAUGACUACUCACCUCCAGACAGCCCUCCUGAUGUUGCACCACACCAACAAUCACCUCAUCAGAGUUUCUAUAGGAGCUAUGAGCCUGCUAAAGUUAAUGUUGGAACAAGCAUGGUGACCACUGCUAGCAUGUACACACAUGGUUCGCUGUCCAUGGACAACAUAUCGCUUUGUCACAUUUCCACAGUUCCAGGUACCUCAAGAAUCGAGCACGGACAGAGGUUUCAUAGUGGGAGCGUUGUAGAUCUAAGAACUGCCAUGAAGCCGACGCCAUUCAUCUUGACCAACCAAGGAAUGGAUUUGACUUCAUUGGCCACAGAAUCGCAAAAGUAUUCUGGCAGUAUUGAAGGAAGCCCAAUCCGUCAAUCCACAACAAUUCAGCCCUUAAUAAUGAAUCUAAACACACAGGAGCAGCUGCAUGUUGUGACCUCAACAGCAACAACCGUUAGUGUCACAGUGGCUGCUUCUAUGUUCAUGUCCCAGCCUAAGCAGCCUGUGCUGUACUGUGAUCCUCUCGAAAACCGAGUUGAUCUGGGGAAAGGUAUGGGACCCGUAGUUUGCCUUGCUCUAAAUAAAUCACCCCCGACCGAUCCAUCUAUACCGAAGAUUGAUGCAAGGCUGGAAGAGCUGAGUGUCCAGCAAGAGCAGUUACUCAAACAACAGCAGAAGCUUCAACAGCAACAACAAAUUCUUGAAGAGCAGCUUCAGCAGCACCAUUCUCUUCAACAACAACAAGCUGUCUCAUUUGCAAAGCUGGACUCAUCCAACCGACUACCUGUGCUCAAAAAGGACAUGGUUGUUACUCAGACAAGCACUGCCACAGAGGUUAAUGUCAUCUCUCCGGCUAUGACAUCUGAUGUUUAUAGCCAUGUUUAUCAGCAAGAGACAGGUAUCGUGAAUUUAACAAAUGUCAAGCCUCAUACCAUGAUGGUUCAGAUGGGUGGUACUGCACAAGGAUCUACUGUUACACAGCUCAUCAAAUCAGAGGACAACCAAGAUGUGAUGGAUCUGUCAGGACAAAUAAAAUCAGAAAAUCAAGCCACUUGUUGUGACAUUGUUUAUAACCUGCCUUUUGGUGGCAGCUGUGUGGGUGUUCCAUUCUCUCAAAAACCAGUCAUAGAUGAGACUACUGAGCAUACCUCAAUGACACAACCACAGCUGUAUCAGCAACCUGAUUUGUAUCAAGAUAGACAGACAUACCAAAACUGUGCGAUCAAAUCAUAUACACUGCCAUUCCCCAGACGCCUUCAGCCAUCAAUGUCUGAAACGAACCUCACAGAGGCAGGUUUGUUAUCAUAUUCAGCAAAGCUUGAUCCCCAUUAUCAGUCCUCUGGAGAAUUAUUUACAGACACAGUGAAGGAUGGAUAUGAAGGUGGAUACAGUGGGAUGGGGCUUCAGUAUGGCUCCUACACAGAUCUUCGUCAGGGUGAUGUUGCAGCUCUACCAAUUAGAAGGUACAGCUCCCUGACAAACAUCAGCUCAGAUUCUGGAUAUUUCCCAGGGGACUGGGCAGAGCCUAAUCUUGCCCAGUACAGCGCUACAACUGCCAGGGAGAUAAGUCGCAUGUGCGCCGCCCUUAACUCUAUGGAUAGAUAUAGCAGCAACCCAGACAUUCUACAACUGGCUACUGGGAGAUAUAGUGGUCCACAUUUUAAAGUUAAUUUGCUGCAAGGUCCCAGGCAUAGUUUAAAGUACGGUUCAGAUGGAAAGCCACUGUCCCACAGUCAAACUCUAACUGACCUAAUCAAUGCAAGACAAGCUAGUCUUCGAGCUAUGUAUCCAUCGGCUAUCAGAUCUGUUGAUGGUAUGAUCUAUUCAACUAUAAACACACCCAUUGCAUCCACGGUCCCAAUUACUACACAGCCCGCUUCUGUGCUACAGCCUUUAAUAAGAGGGGUAUACAGACCAUACGCUGCACCAAAUAUGACCCCAGUACCUCUGGCGAGCCUAACUAGAUUGCCAGUAGCUCCAAGGACAGGGCAACAACCUUUCCAAUACCCUACACCUAAUCUUGUUUCUGUUACAACUGCAAAAGUGACUGAGUCCAUGGCUAUAACAACAGCCCAAGACACACCAUUGUUCCUUGGCAGGUCUUCAGUAAGCUUAUCAGUAGCCGAGAGAGCGACACCAACACAGCCCUCCUCUGUGCCUGCUCGUUCUACCACAUCAGCACCUAUUUUGACGCAAAUGGUUGUGACAGUGAGCCAAACUGACAUCCCAAUAAAUCUAUCUCUGUCCAGGACCGCUGCCCAGUCUCAAAUACAAUACCAGCAACCCCAAGCGACACCAUCCGCUCAUUCCUAUCUCCCAGUACACGGUCAGCCCAAAACUGACCAACCAUCCCUGUCAAGUCAAAGAGGUCAGUCUAACACCGCUGUUCCUGGAAGUUUUAUCCCAAAUCAAGAAAAUGAAUCAGAGGAAAGACUGCAUCAACAGCAGGAACAGCUUUUGCAGCUAGAGAGAGAGAGGGUGGAGAUGGAAAAGAUGAGGCAGCUACGGCUUCAGGAUGAGCUUGAGUGGGAGCGUGCAGAGUUGCAGAGAGAUAGAGAAAAAGAGCAGAUAUUAGUUAAACGGGAAAUCCAAGAAUUACAGACUAUAAAGCAACAGGUUUUGAAGCAGCAGCAAGCUGAAAAGGAAGGUCAAUUAAUCUUGCAGAGAGAGCAGCUAGCUCAACAAAAAAAGCAGCUUGACCAGAUACAGUCUUUGCAACAACAGCUACAGCAGCAACUCGAGGAACAAAAGAGACAGAAGUCUGCAGCAAAUACCCCGCACCUUAGUGGCAAAGAUGGCAAAAUGAAUCAGCCACAGGAAUUAGUCCCGGAUGUGCUAUAUAAUGACGUUAAGGUUUUCCUAAGAUCUGCAUCAGAAAUGUGCUUAAGGAAUAGUGAGGAGCAGACAGGAAAUCGGUCUAUGCGAAAACAAAGAUCCAUGCCUCGUCUACAGGAUGGAAAUGAGGGAGAAGUGACAAUGUUUCCCUUGCCCCAACGACUUGUGAACACUAGCGUGCAAACAGAUGAUGAAGAUGGAGAGGAGAGGUACCUGGUGUCAAGAAGGCGACGAACUAGGCGCAGUGUGGACUGCAGUGUUCAGACAGAUGAUGACGAUGACAGGGCAGAGUGGGAGCAGCCAGUUAGGCGCAGACGCUCUCGUUAUUCUAGACAUGUGGGUGAAUCUGGUGUAGACCAUAAAUCUGAAAUGCCUCCAUUCUCUACUCCAGCUGCUAGGGCUACAUCAUCCAGCAUUGCCGUCCAGACUAUCCGAGACUGCUCUUGCCAAACAGAGACAGAUCACCUGGCUCGAGUAUCCCCAAGCAUACAUGUCACUGUGCCAGACCCCAACAAGGUUGAAAUUGUCCACUACAUUUCUGGUCCUGAGAGGACACAGAAGGGCCAAAGCUUAGCUUGUCAAACUGACCCUGAGACCCAGCCCCAAAGCAUUGUUGCUCCACAGAUAAGCGUUGCUACCACUGUCUGCCCCACCAGUGUCCAGUUACUUGGUUCUGCAGAUCAACUCUCUCCCAGUCAUCAGAGUGUUAUGAUGUUAGCGAGACGGAGACCUGAUCCUUUGGAGUUUGGCUACCAACAGCACCUGCAUAAUGAGUCCUUGUCCAGCUUGAUCCGGCAACAACCCAAAUCACCACAGGUGCUGUAUUCCCCUGUUUCUCCACUUUCCUCUCCACAACACACAAUAGAAACAUCAUUCUCUUCUAGUGAGAGGCUGAAUAAAGCCCAUGUCACCCCGCAGAAGAAGUCGAGUAUCGGCGAGCCGCUACAGAGACAUCAGGCCCUUCCCAGGCCAAUGAAGAAUAUCCAGAGGUCCAUGUCAGACCCCAAGCCCCUGAGUCCUACCACAGAUGAAAACACCAAGGCUAGGAUUUCCUUUUAUCAACAGCAAGCUCUUCAGAGUCAGUUGGCAGCUCUGCAGCAGAGCUCCCUACUAAGGAAAGUGAAGAGGACUUUGCCCAGCCCUCCACCAGAGGAGACACUGACUAUGGUUGCCCCUAACCUGUCCCAAAUGUUUGUGCCCUCUUUGUCCUCCUUCAAGGGUGGUUCCCGCUUAGCUGCAAAGACCAGUCUGUUGAAGGACCUAACCCAUGAGCUGAAGGCUGUAGAGCAAGAAUCCUCAAAACUACGCAAGCAACAGGCCGAGUUAGAAGAGGAGGAAAAAGAAAUCGAUGCCAAGCUUAGAUACUUGGAGCUAGGUAUUACACAGAGAAAAGACACGUUGGUGAAGGAGAGAGAAAGGAGGGAGGUAACAUAUCUCCGCUGCAUGGGUGACUCACGAGACUAUAUGUCAGACUCUGAACUCAACAACCUUCGUCUGACAUCUGCAGCCACGUCAUUUGAGGGCAAUGGGCUACUGACCAGACCCAGCACAGCACCACUGAGCCAGUUUACUUGUGAGCUAAACACUGCUGCCCAGUUUCCCCCCACAUCGUCCUUCAUGUCAUACCAGUAUCCACAAAGCCUGAUAACAGCACCGACCCCACAGGCCUCUACAUUGCCGAGCACAGGUUUCAAUCAACCACCCUAUCCAUCAAUUACCCAGGCCCAAGCUCUCCCACAGCCCACCCCCUUGCAGACGUAUCCAACCCUGUCAUAUCAGGUCCCAGGGACCUUUCCUUCCCAGGGCUUUCCACUGAGCCAACCUCCAUAUCCGACAGACACCUCAGUCCCACCUCCAACACAGCCAAGCCAUCCAGGGUUCCAGCAUACCUUACCACCUACUGGUGGAACUACUUAUCCGACCCACAGUGCACCGUACCCGAGCCAAGCUCCUCCAUACCCGGUCGGUCAAACAAGCACUUUCCAGCCACAGGCGGACACUCUCACUUUUCAACAAAAGCCACGUCAGACAUCACUUGCUGACCUUGAACACAACAUGCACACUAAUUAUGAGGUACUGAGCAACCCUACAGUAACAAUUACCGCCCAGGACACAAGUUACAGCCAGUCUGGUUUGGGUCCAUCCUAUGGCCAAUACAGCCCAGCUGUGGCAAGCACUUACGGUCCCUACUCAUCAUCUGUUUCAAAUACUUACGGUGGGUCAUUAGCAACCUCAACAUCCUCCGUUUAUGCACCAUACACAACAACUUCAUCUAGUGGUUAUGGGCAGUACACAACAACUACUGCAAAUACAUAUGGAUACACAGUAACCACAGCCAGUUCCUACGGGCAGUACAGCACCAUUGUUACCAACACGUACGGGCAGGCACCAAUGUCAGACCAUAUGCAUUCAAUGGACAGCCCUUCUAUGUAUUCCAGUGAAGGCUUGUAUGGAUCCUCGAGCCUAGAUCAGAAUGUGUCGAGGAACUAUGUCAUGAUUGACGACAUAUGCGAGCUGACUAAAGAGGGUAUGGGCACUGCUCCAGACUCACAUCGCAGCGAGGGUCAUGGGCGCUACGGGACCGAUGGACUUCACACUCGAGGGGGGAGCUCAUGUAGCAGACCAGAGGAUGAACGUGAUGCAGAUCCAUACGACCAGCACCACGGCAGGGGUAAGAGCACCGGCAGCUACCAAGCACAAGGGACAAAUCCGCAUAGCCGGGUAGUGGGCAGCAGUAGCAUGGGUGGGGGAUCAUCAUAUUACUAUGAUGACUACAGACACUCAGCACCUACACGGGCAGCCUACAGGCACAAGAGUCUGUGGCCUCCAGCUGUCAUGCCUUCCAGGAGGAGCAAACAUCGUAAACAAAGCACUGAGCAGAAGAUAUCUAAGUUUUCGCCAAUUGAGGAGGCUCAUGAUGUAGAGGCUGAUCUAGCCUCCUACACCAUGAGCACCUCUGCGACCAGUGGUUAUGGCUCAGGUUCCCAUUACCAUAAGCUUGAGGAUGACAUCUAUGGGCUACGCAGUACAUACGAUCCACCAUGGGGCAACUAUAGCGACGAUCGACUUUAUGGUUAUGGCAGGUCCCGUUCAGCUGGUUAUGGCAUGGACAAAAUAUCGUCCUGCGAGAGGGGCUACAGCAGCAGAUCAUAUGAGGGAGGCUGUAGAGACCAGUCAUACCACGGCAACUACGGCCACAGCGCGCACCCCUCAUUGCACUCUCAGUAUUCAGAAAAAGAGGGCUCCCACCUCGUGACGAAGCUCAUGGGUGCUGGGAGGGCUUUCAACUAUCCAUCAAAUUCAUAUGGUUCAAGUCACUCUCUACCUGAUGUGCAGGACCAUUUUCGAGACUUGCCACGGACCUAUGUCUACGCACGAGAUGAUAUGUAUAUAAUUGACGAUAUGCAUUGCGCUGUUUCUGACAGCGAAGCGUACCAUCUUGGUCAAGAAGAGACGGACUGGUUUGAGAAGCCCCGUGAUAUUCGUGGUUCCCGUCAUUAUGGCAGCAAUGGUCAUUCCUCGAGGCGUGGCCAUGUCAAACACACAUACCACGACUACGACGAGCCCCCGGAAGAUCUUUGGCCACAAAGUGAUUAUGGCCAUAGCCGCCACGUUUCUCCUCGAGAGCACCGCCAACAUGGAAGUGGAAGUUCUGGUAGGCACUCCUCACGCCACUCAGAUGAGCCUCGUUCCUCUCGAUCGUCGCGCUCCUCAAAGGACCCAUCCAUGCGGCUUGACUCCCGCUCCUUGUCGUCUUCAGGGAGGAGGGGAGAGUCUCGUUCUCAGGGCUACCACUCCUCAGAUUACUCCUGUGAUCCCUCAGGCCAACACCAUAGCUCCCGUUCUGGCAAACAGUCCUCCCACCAUCAGGGGUCCUCCAGUAGAAAGCAACAUGACCACUUAUCAUCUUCCAGGCAGCCAGGAUCUCUUGGGCCUAUGCAGAAGGGUUCAGGUGGACCUUCAAGUAGGCAGCAAAGCAGCUCCCAGUCAGCCAUUGAUGGACAGCAGGGUCAGCGCUCACAGCUCCCACAGCAAGCGCAGACAUCGGCCGCCAGGCCAGGGCUGCAGACAUCUGUCACAGGUUCAGCACAACCACAGCUAGUACAAGCCCAGCAACUGCAAUCCAAACCUGCCCAGGCUGGCCCAAUGGCUCGGCAACCCACCUCAGCGGCACAGGCAACUCCCACUGCAACGAAGCCAGAGCCUGUCACUGCUAUUGGAGCAAAAGCAUCUCUGAUUCAGCCUGCCAAAACAACCCAGCCGCCUCUCACGGGAAUCGGCUCUAAAGCCGGCCCGCGGCCCGGUGGAAUCGGCAGUGCGGCUGCAGGUCAGCCGGGUGUGGAGGGAGAGAGCGUGCUGUCCAAAAUCUUGCCCGGAGGAGCUGCGGAGCAGGCUGGCAAACUAGGAGAAGCCAUCAGUGGAUUUGGCAAGAAGUUCAGCUCGCUGUGGUGAGGAAGAGUGAGGUGGAGGAUGUCUAAAAAAAACUGAAGACAUUGAAAGGCUUCGCACCGGAAAAACCUAUGAAGUUUCUCUUUCAUGUUUUCAUUUAAAGAGACGACGCUUCACGAAAGAGAGGGAGGGAAGCAAUCGGGUUCUUCUGAAGUGGAAUCACAGGACUCCAGCAGCUCAGGUCUGCAUCAUGUCAACACUACACAGUUCCUCCUGGACAGCAGACUAAGAAAGUAUUCAUACAGGUUUGGAAGGACAAGAGGACUGAAUUUCAACAGAACGGCCUGGCAGCCCUCUACGAGCACGGCAUCUCCAGAGCGCUGUCUUCUGCUGGUCUACAGAACACAUAAACAUGGUCUUACGACACAUAAAGGCUAAUGUCAACAAACUACACAGGUCCAAUUCUAGCCAAACUGAGCUUGGUGUAAAUCUCCAUUGACCUGUGCUCCAUCAGAAAGGUGCAGCGUGAGGCAGAGAACUGUGAUUCCAUGCUUCACCCCUCUCUCAGGAAUGAAAGAAUCUAUCGAAGCUUCAUAGGUUUUUCCUCCAGAGUUCUUCGAAAGAACUCCUUUUUGGUUUUCAAAAAGAAAAAAGAAAAAACAUGAACACACACACACGUCUCUAUGCUAAGUCCUUUAACUCAACAUUCCAGAAUAGAAAAAAAGUCCUAUUUGGUUUUGCCGUUUUGUUUUUUUCCUCUUGCUAUGUGCUAUAAACGUGUAACGUGGACUCGGAAUGCAUGUGAUCCAAGACCUUACACUGUUUAAUAUAUCAAUGAGAGGAGAGGAUUUACACCCAAAAUAUGAAGAAAAGGGAAUUUAAAAAGUGUGAGAUCAUCACAUAAGACACAGAAAAAACCCACAAGUCAGGUUUGACUCAUUACUUGUUUGUUCUAUUAAAGAAAAUAUUAAAGGAUCGUCCUCAGGCUGGAGAUGAGCAACUUGUUGGUAGUUUUUGCUGUGCAUUCUUUUCUUUUCUUUUCUUUUGACGUCCAAUCGUCGCCUUACGUUUUUAGAGGGUUCGACAUAUUUUUCUAUUUUUUCUUCACUGUUUGUACAUAGGGAAAAGACUAGCUGAAAGGUUUCUUUUUAUUUUCGUUCAAAGCCAUUGCUCUGGUACGUGUUUACGGUUUUAUUUUCUGGGUUAACAUGAUUUUUAUGGGUUUUAAAAUCAAUAGCAAUAGUGGCUGGUGGUCAGAGUUAAGAGCACAAUUGUUCGAUGUUUUUACAGUAGUGAUCAGCAGAGUGUAUCUGUCUGUAAAUCUGUAAUAUCUCUGUAAGGUUUAGGAGAACAAAAAAAAACCGUGAUGCCCAUUCUCUUGUAUUGCCAUUAGGUGUCAAAGCCAUGAUUUGUUUCAAACGAUUUUUUAAUAACUAAAACGAAAAACACGACGUUAGAGAGAGAAAUAAGAAAGCUGCUUAGUGGAAUGCGAGUGCAUGUUCUGAACCCCCCCCCCCACAUUGAUAUUGCUACAGUAUCUGUUGUGACAACACGUGUGAAUGAUUUUGGAUGUGCGUGUGUACGUAUGCAUUUAGAUUUGUAAUCAUUCCAAAGAAAUCUGAUCAACAAUCAGAAACAGAAAAAAAAAGAUUCAGCUGGAAGCGAUUUUUCAGACCUUCUAUGCAAUUAUUUUCUCGCUUGAGAAACAUAGUUGUCAGAGUAUUAAGACAAAAAUAAGUCCAAGAAUAACUAGACAGUAGUUUCAAAGAUUAUUAGGGGACCCGUGUGUUUGUAAACGAGAAACUAAUGUAAAUAAUCCAUCUAAAUAGACCUUUGGUUUUCCAUAUCGAUGGCAUGUUUUCCAUUCUGUGGUAUUUUCUCAACACCCUUCUGAAAUGGAGCCGUUGAAACAAAUGUAAACACGCCAUAGUGACGGGUACGAAGAGCAUCGUUUGCCGCUCUCGCCGACGGUUGUCGAUAGGGGGCGGUAGCGUGCGAUGGGCGGGCGUGAUCAUCUCGUCAAUGACGCCACGAAGUUACCACAUGGAGUAGAAAUCACAAAUCACCGUCGUAUCACGAACCGGGAGAACAUGCAAUUGGAAACACUUAAGCGAUUUCAAAUUCUAUUUAUUCAUAUCAAACGGUAGCGCUACGCAACUUUACCUAAACGAACAGAAUGGUAUUUUAUUAAAGAAAUAAAUAUAGUACAUAUGAUGUAUAUGGGAUAGUACAUAAGAGAGUAUAUAAUGAGAACAAUGUAGCAAAAUGUACAGCACCUAUGGGCCACACUGCCAACAAACUGACAGAUGAAGACGAGUCGCACUGUCUGCAAUACUAGAACAGUAUUCACUGUCACGAAAGAACGAGGAUCUGUGUCGUGCAUCUCGAUGCAUCUGUUUGUGUUCGAUCUACUCACCUCAGGAAAGCAUAGCGUUCAUGCACCAUGCACGCAGGGGGAGAUAUAUGCAUAGACAAAGGGCUGAUUCACAAUAAUAAGAAAGCCAUUCUUAACACCCUAUAGGUUUCCAUCCCUUUCGACUGUGACGGAUGUCAGGAAAGCAGAUCGCCUGCCAUUAUCUGUGUUUCACUCGUUUGUUCCAUCGGACCGGGCACUUCGAGCGCACGAAUGGCACAAGAAACAACAGAUUGUUGUCACUAUGUCAUACAUUUGUUUGCCUCGUGAUGAGCGCAUGGGCCUAGAGCGGUAGUACCCAACAAUCCUGUCAUCACCGUAACCAGAACAAACCAGAAUAAAAACAAGCUACUAUGACUAUUGUUUUGUGUAAAAUAGGUUCGACGUAAACACAAGGGAACAUCAAUACUGUACUCCAUCACACUGUGUAUGUGGUCGGCUUGUGGACUGUUUGGAAAUGUGUUUGGUCUACAUACUUCUGUUUGUUCAUGCAGAGAAAACGGCUUCCUCUUUAAGAAAAAAAAGAAAUAGAAAAAAGAACGUGGCUCCCAUAUGAUUUGUGGGCGGGGAUAUGAUAUGACAUUACGACACGCAUUUUGGAAAAGAAAAAAGAAAACUUGAAACACUUGGAAAUCAAUGUUACGUUCACUGCUGUGAAUGACGUCAUAUACCCAUUGUAAACUUCAUGUUUGUUUCGGUGUAAACCUGUAGUAGGCUUGAUGUAACAUGUCAUGUUAUGUGAUGAAAGAAAUAAUACGAUUUAAUCAGGAAAAAUAAAAAGAGGAUUUCAAAAAACGCCCCUCCUCUCAGUUCUGUGGCAGACGCAUGGAUGAUGAUGAUGAUGAAGAUGAGUGCCAAAACAAAGAUCAUUUCAGGCUUUAUGUCUUCAUUCUUCAGUAUGUGCUUAACGUCAUUCUUAUCCCACCGACUUUAUUAUACAUUAACGCAUCCUUUCACUUUGCUCCUUACUAAUAUACACAAG
Molecule: messenger RNA, 15516 nt
Organism: Triplophysa rosa
Lineage: Eukaryota; Metazoa; Chordata; Actinopteri; Cypriniformes; Nemacheilidae
Gene: bsna
Product: bassoon presynaptic cytomatrix protein a
Exons: 14
Coding region: 149-12184 (4011 amino acids)
Biological process (GO): presynaptic active zone assembly; protein localization to synapse
Cellular component (GO): cytoskeleton of presynaptic active zone; glutamatergic synapse; GABA-ergic synapse
Molecular function (GO): metal ion binding; structural constituent of presynaptic active zone
Source: RefSeq, a predicted model, not a curated record